CAUAAUGACGUAAAUUAUAAAAGAAAAUAAAUAAAUUAAUAAAACAAAACAAAACUGACUUGAUCAGCUGUUCGGUUGUGUCGCCGGAUGAUGACGUCGUAGCCAGCGUCCCCGGCAGGCUGCAGUUCCGAGUUGCGGCAAUAAAAAACAAAAAUAAAAUAUUUCAUCAACAAAAAACAGAGCAGCGGACUCAGCCGGUGCAGUUAGCAGCGAUGCACAUGUCAGUGCGUGAGAUCCACGUCUCCUCGGAGCCUGACUCCUCCUACUUCCUGCGGGUGGACUGGAGGGGGCGGGACUUAGGUUCAGGCUUCCAGCUGCUCCUGACUGACGGACAGGACGCUUGGAGAGGAGAAGUGAGCGAGGCAGCGGUGUGUGAGGAGGCGGAGGAGCUGGAGAUGCAGAAGGAGAGGUACAUCCAGGACCUCCAGCAGGCGCUGACCGAGACAAAGAGCUCCGUCGCUUACAGCUUCAGCUUGACGCCAUCUCCUCCAAACCGCAGCUCCACCGUCACGCUGGCGUACGAGAAGGUUCAGAAGGACAUCUCGUUCAGGUUGGGUUCUGUUUCUCUGAACGUCGUCCCGACGCCGGCGGAGGCAGUGCGAGGGUUACUGAUUCACAGUCUGGAGAGGGGAAAUACACUGGAGCGACAUAACCAAGCACUAGAGGAGGAGAACCAAAGACUGAGACGAGAACAGCAACGCAUCACUGCAGAACUAAAGCGCUAUGCUGGUGGUAAAGAGGCCCUGGAGACAGAACUCUACUCUCGGUUUGUUCUGGUCCUGAAUGAGAAGAAGGCCAAGAUCCGCAGUCUGCAGGAAAGUAUCACAGACCUGCAGGAAGCGAGGAGUUCUGAGGGAAAGAAAAAGGGAAAUUCAGUGAAAUCAGACCAAACAGCAGGUCAGGAGGAGGAGGUGGCUGAGGAGGAUGAGUAUGGAGGUAGCACUGACGAGGAGCCAGAGGAAGAGCAGACUAACCUGGCCUCGGCUCAACCUGCUGCUCGGGAGUCCUCAACUCCGACCCCAUUGGACGACAGCCUGAGUGACAUCACAGACGUCGCACCCUGUCGUAAGCGCCGCUUCCGUCACCUCGGGGCCCCGGACCCCGCGGUUAAGCAACCUCACCCGCAGACUUCCCAGAGAAAGAGGAGCGACUCCCCUGCAGCAGUCAGCAAGCUGCAGACUCCUCAGCGCCCCGCAGAUGCUGCAGCAGCAAGUUCAGCAGCAGAGGACCUGUUUGAGGACUUUUGACCCUUUACAUCCAGAUUCACUGUACAGAGUGAUAAAACUGAUCACAGCACUGAUUUAUAUUGAUAAAGAUGUGAUAUUUUUAUAUUGAUGAAUGGAUUUAAGGUCAUGUGUUGCAGAAUGCUUAUUUAUAAGGAACUGUACUGCUAACUGAGACAGAGGGGUGACAAAUUAAAGUAAAACCCAACAUUUAGAGUGUUAGUAACGGCAUUCUGACAAAAUAUGUUCCCUCAUUUGUUCUGUAGAUGAUGGUGGUGGAAAACGCUGUCUAAAGAAAAUCUAAAAUCUCCUUUGGGCCCUAUAGCUGCCCUUUAGCCACUAGAACCAUCUAAAGGAACCCAAGAACCUUCUUAAGGAUCACUAAAACCCCCUAAAGAAACCCUAAAAUUUCUUUUAGGCCCACUAGGGACAACCUAAGGGAAUCCUAUAACCUCCCAAAGGACCCCAAGAACCACCUAAAAGGAACCCUCAAAUGUCUUUCUUGCCCACUAGAACCACAUACGUUUGUUUAACCCUAGAACAUCCUAAAGUAGUACUACAGUAAAACCACCUAAAGAAACCCUAGAAUAUUCAAAAGGAUUUUAAAACCAUCUAAAGAUCCUAAGGGAUCGCUAGAACUACCUCAAGUAACCCUAAAACUUCCCAAAGGACCACAUGACCCAUUUAAAGGAACCCUAGAGGAUCACUAAAAGCACCUAAAGGAGUCUAGAACCUCCAAAAGGACCACUUGAACUGCCUAAAGAAAUCCUAGAACAUCCUAUAGGAUCACUAAAAAGAACCCUAAAAUCUCAUGUCUUCCCUCUAGAGCCACUUAAGGGACCUGUUAACCCCUUUACAGAUUGCUUGGAGCACCUAAAGGAACCCUAAAAUCUCUUUUAGGCCCACUAGGGACAACCUAAGGGAAUCCUAUAACCUCCCAAAGGACCCCUAGAACCACCUAAAGGAACCCUCAAAUGUCUUUCUUGCCCACUAGAACCACAUACGUUUGUUUAACCCUAGAACAUCCUAAAGUAGUGCUACAGUAAAACUGCCUAAAGAAACCCUAGAAUAUUCAAAAGGAUUUUAAAACCACCUAAAGAUCCUAAGGGAUCACAAGAACUACCUCACGUAACCCUAAAACUUCCCAAAGGACCACAUUUGAAGGAACCCUAGAGGAUCACUAAAAGCACCUAAAGGAGUCUAGAACCUCCAAAAGGACCACUUGAACUGCCUAAAGAAAUCCUAGAACAUCCUAUAGGAUCACUAAAAAGAACCCUAAAAUCUCAUGUCUUCCCACUAGAACCACCUAAGGGACCUGUUAACCCCUUUGGAGAUUGCUUGGAGCACCUAAAGGAACCCUAAAAUCUCAUUUGGGCCCAUGUGACCCACCUAAACGAACCCUAGAACAUCCUAAAGAAUGGUAUAACCAGCUAAAAACUUCUAAAGGAUCAUUCAACCAUAAAGGAACUCUUGAACCUUUAAAAGGACCACCUGAAACAUCUAAAGGAACAUUAGAGCACACUUUAGGAAUACUAAAACCACCUUAAGGAGCCAGAGUACAUCCUAAAAGAAUGCCAGAACCAACUAAAGCAACCUUAGAACCCCCUUAAUGACCACUAGAACCUCCUCAUUGACCAUUAGAACCCCCUAUAGGAUCACUAGAACCUCUUGAGAUCUGGUGGCAGACAAGAAGGUCACCCUUAAUGUUCUGUAUGGAAGCAUCUACAGUGAGUUUGUUUCAGGUCUUUUCUCUAAUUUGUCGUCCGUCUGUCAUUUUGCAGAAUGAAAAUAAUAUUUUAAACACUUCUUGUUGUAAAGUGCUUCAUGAACUGGUGAUGAAUUGUGGUUUCUACAUGUUUACAAAAUUUUGUGUAUUUUUAAUAUUUGUGCCAAUAAAAACAUUUAAA
Thunnus maccoyii (southern bluefin tuna) is the source of this 3130-nucleotide messenger RNA. RefSeq names its product X-ray repair complementing defective repair in Chinese hamster cells 4 (gene xrcc4). Gene Ontology annotation, cellular component: nucleus; DNA ligase IV complex; DNA-dependent protein kinase-DNA ligase 4 complex. The coding region runs from base 213 to 1247 and encodes 344 amino acids. The record is from RefSeq and is a predicted model, not a curated record. NCBI's taxonomy places the organism in Eukaryota, Metazoa, Chordata, Actinopteri, Scombriformes, Scombridae. Gene Ontology annotation, biological process: immunoglobulin V(D)J recombination; positive regulation of ligase activity; response to X-ray. The transcript is spliced from 8 exons. Gene Ontology annotation, molecular function: DNA binding.